CAAACAGAUUGAGGGAAAACCCUCUCUUUUCUUCCAUUAUUAGUAGCAGUCAUUAUUCCUUCCUUCCUCUUUUCUUCCAUUUUUCUUUUCCUUUCUCCCAUCCCACCACUUCCACUUUUCCUGAUUACCAUUCCUUCCUUGAUCCCUUCUCUCCUACUUCACUCAAACCUUCUCUUCCCAAGAUUUCCCAUUUCGCUCCGAUGAAGGCCCUGUCAGUCAGAUACUGGGUUCAAUCCUUUCCCAACGGCGAACCCGCCAAGAUCAAAGGCAAGCCGAUCAGCCAACUGGGUUUUGCUCACUUCUCCGGUGGCAGAAGCCGCGGCGGCAAUGUCGGCUUCCCGCAGCUGGUUGCCGUUGCUUCUGACAAGGGCACUUCUUCGCCCACAUCGAGUAUGCCUGAUAACGAAACUGAAAUUGGGAAGAAGCAGAAACUGCACGAAGAAGAAGAAGAAAACAAGGGUUUCGUGCUUGAUCCUCAGACCGAUGAUUCCGGUUCCGUUGUUGGCUUCAAUUUGACCUCUUCUUCUCACCCUCUCACUGGUGAUGCCAGUGAGGUGGCAACUGAAGCUCCUGCAGAGGUCAAUUCUGAGAAGGUAGAGGAGACCGAUGGCGACAUUGAAGGGGCAGACGGAGCUCCGACCAAAGUGACACACAGUAUUGUCUUUGUCACCUCUGAAGCGGCGCCGUAUUCGAAGACGGGUGGGCUUGGAGAUGUUUGUGGCUCAUUGCCGAUUGCACUGGCUGCCAGAGGCCACCGUGUGAUGGUUGUCUCUCCAAGGUAUUUACAUAGCCCUGAAGACGAUACCUUUGCCGCUGCUCUAGAUGCUGACUGUAGGAUUAAGAUUGCUUGCUUUGGAGGAGAGCAAGAAGUGGCCUUUUUCCAUGAGUACAGAGACCUAGUUGAUUGGGUAUUUGUAGACCAUCCUUCUUACCAUAGGCCGGGGAAUCCUUAUGGAGACAUCAAUGGUGCUUUUGGUGAUAACCAGUUUCGGUUCGCUUUACUCUGCUACGCAGCAUGUGAAGCACCACUAGUGCUCCCACUUGGAGGUUUCAACUAUGGCCAGAAAUGCCUAUUCAUGGUCAAUGACUGGCAUGCUGGCUUGGUUCCUGUACUUUUGGCUGGUAAAUACCGUCCAUAUGGUGUUUAUAAGGAUGCUCGAUGUAUUCUUGUGAUACACAAUCUUGCUCAUCAGGGAGUAGAGCCAGCAGCAACUUAUGGUAAUCUAGGGUUAUCUCCAGACUGGUAUGGGGCAUUGGGAUGGGUUUUCCCUGAAUGGGCAAGGACCCAUGCUCUUGACACAGGUGAAGCGAUCAAUGUGCUAAAGGGUGCUAUUGUGACAUCGGACCGGAUAUUGACUGUUAGCAAGGGGUAUGCGUGGGAAAUAACGACUGUUGAAGGUGGAUACGGUCUUAAUGAGUUGUUAAGCAGUCGAAGGAUUGUUUUGAAUGGGAUCACGAAUGGCAUUGAUGUUAACGAAUGGAAUCCAUCGAGCGAUAAACAUUUAGAAGCCCAUUAUUCUGCUGAUGAUCUUUCUGGAAAGGUUCAAAAUAAGAUUGCUUUGCAGAAGGAAUUAGGUCUUCCUGUGAGACCUGAAUGUCCCCUGAUUGGAUUCAUAGGGAGAUUAGACUACCAAAAGGGUGUUGACCUUAUUCGUUGGGGAAUUCCUGAACUUCUGAAUGAUGAUGUUCAAUUCGUUAUGCUUGGGUCUGGAGCUAAAAUGUAUGAAGACUGGAUGAGAGAAGCAGAGGCAGCUCAUAAAGACAAAUUCCGGGGUUGGGUUGGAUUCAAUGUUCCGAUUUCCCACAGAAUAACUGCAGGUUGUGACAUACUGCUGAUGCCCUCGAGAUUUGAACCCUGCGGACUAAAUCAGUUGUAUGCAAUGAGAUAUGGAACUAUUCCAGUUGUUCAUGGCACCGGAGGACUUCGAGACACUGUGCAGACGUUCGAUCCAUAUGCUAACGACGGUCAAGGUGAUGGCACAGGGUGGACAUUUUCUCCAUUAGCAGUAGACAGCAUGUUAUGGGCAUUGAGAACUGCGAUAUCGACAUACAGAGAUCACAAAGAGUCGUGGGAAGGGAUGAUGAAGAGAGGCAUGGAGAAGGACUACUCAUGGGAGAAUGCUGCUGUCCAAUACGAGCAGGUCUUCGAAUGGGCCUUCAUCGAUCCCCCUUACUGUUAGAAAACCAGAGGACUGCUACUUCAACCACCACAACAACAGCAACUACAUCAAGCUAGCUUUCAUCAGACAGAAGAACCUUCACAAAAUCCUCUUUUGCUGGCCUAGCAGGCUUCCAUUACUCAGCACUCCCUAGUGUUAUUGUUAGAUGGUAGGACCUGGUUUUAGCAGCACAAUCUGAUGUGAUUGUGGGUUCCAUUACCAGGUGAUUCUAUUUUAAUCAAAUUUUUGUACGUGGGUUGUUAGCUUCAAGCUGUACACAUUUGAUUUGAUUGAUUUUACUAGAUAGAAAGAUUGACAGAUUGUUUGGUGG
Linum tenue is the source of this 2490-nucleotide messenger RNA. NCBI's taxonomy places the organism in Eukaryota, Viridiplantae, Streptophyta, Magnoliopsida, Malpighiales, Linaceae. The record is from the annotation of a GenBank genome assembly.